AGUAGGCCCAGAAACUUUCUCGAUGCGGAAAUGAGAGUGUGGUUUCUCUCUCUCUCUGGAGGUCGUGGCAUUGCUGGUUCUGAAUUCUCAGUUCCUCCUCCUCUUCUUCUUCUCCUUCGUCUCCGAUCUCUCGCCUUAGCUUCCCGUUCAGCCGUCGUCGCGUCGGAAUCCCAGAGAAGAUUUAAGAUUGACAAUAACUUUGGAGGGAAGCCAUUGACUGUCUUCGGUACUAGAAACCCUGAGGAGAUCCCAUGGGGUGGGACUGCGGCUGAAUUCAUUGUGGAAUCCACGGGAGAUAAGGAUAAAACUGCUGGCCUUUUGAAGGUUUGUUAUCUGCUCCUCUUUUGAUAUAAAGCAUCUGGCCUAUGGCUGAAGUUAAGGUACAUCAUAGUUAAGUUUACCUGUAUGAUCCAUGAGGUGCUUGUCAGAUGAUCUUCUUGAGAUUGUAACUGCGUUUUUUGCUUAAUUUCGCUUUAAAUGCGUUGUGUCUAGUCGCGUGUUAAUUUUUUGAGAAAGAAUAUUGGCCAUCACUUUUUGUAUCUUCCCUGUAUC
Syzygium oleosum is the source of this 552-nucleotide messenger RNA. RefSeq lists its product as uncharacterized. The transcript is spliced from 3 exons. The record is from RefSeq and is a predicted model, not a curated record. NCBI's taxonomy places the organism in Eukaryota, Viridiplantae, Streptophyta, Magnoliopsida, Myrtales, Myrtaceae. The coding region runs from base 31 to 348 and encodes 105 amino acids.